GCUGAAAUUAGGGUUGUCAACGACAGCUUCUGGGUUCGGUUGUGUACAAUGAGCGACCUCGGCUUUGCCGAAGCUUUUAUGUAUGGAGAUGUGCAGUGCGACGAUUUGAUAUCACUAUUCCAGAUAUUUCUCAUAAAUAAGGAUAACCUCUCUAAUUUGAACUCCCGAUUCUCAUACCUGAUGUCGCUUCCCCAAAAACUUACCUCUUACCGUUUUCUCAAUACCAUUGGAAAUUCGCGAUCGAAUAUCUCGGCCCAUUAUGACAUCUCCAAUGAUAUGUUUGCCGGCUUCCUAUCCGAAGAUAUGACAUACUCAUGCGCGAUCUUAGACGAAAAAGCACCAGCGCCCACGAGACCCGAAGACGAACUGAAAACUUCUCAGACUCGUAAAUUACAGCACAUCAUCAAAAAAGCCGGGAUACGCGACGGAAACCGCGUUUUAGAAAUCGGAUCUGGAUGGGGUUCUAUGGCCAUGACUAUCGCCCAGCAAUACCCAAAUGUAACAGUGGACACCCUGACACUCUCUGUGCAACAACAGUCGCUAGCGCAGGACCGUAUACGAGCUCUUGGCCCAGACAUUGCCAACCGGAUUACAGUACACCUUGUGGACUAUCGCGCAAUGCCUGCAGAGUGGGAAGGCGUUUUUGAUAGAGUGAUUAGCGUAGAGAUGAUAGAAAAUGUCGGGCAUGAAUUUUUAGAACGAUAUUGGAGCGUUGUAGAUUGGGCGAUGAAGAAGAAGGGAGGUGUUGGUGUUGUUCAGGUGAUUACUAUACCUGAGGCUCUCUUUCCAGGGGGUCUCCUGCCAUCCCUUACUUUCCUCCUUCAAACUCUCCAAUCUGGCUCCAAAGGACGCCUCGUUGUUGACUCCAUUUCCAAUAUUGGGCCGCACUAUGCGCGCACACUGCGAGAAUGGAGGCGACGCUUUGAGGCCAAAUUUGAGAGCGUUAUUGUUCCCGCCCUCAGACGCGAAUAUCCUGACGUGAUGGCGCGAGAAGAGGUUGAGGUAUUUAGACGGAAAUGGAUCUAUUAUUACUGCUAUUGUGAAAUAGGGUUCACGACACGAACCUUGGGAGGCAAGCCACCUAUUGUUUCUUCGUACGAGCCUUCCUAA
This is a messenger RNA of Laccaria bicolor S238N-H82, 1110 nucleotides long. RefSeq names its product cyclopropane-fatty-acyl-phospholipid synthase (gene CFS3.2). Gene Ontology annotation, biological process: lipid biosynthetic process. NCBI's taxonomy places the organism in Eukaryota, Fungi, Basidiomycota, Agaricomycetes, Agaricales, Hydnangiaceae. The annotation marks the transcript as partial. The record is from RefSeq and is a predicted model, not a curated record. The transcript is spliced from 8 exons.